AUGGCAAACUUGGUGGUGUUAUUUGCAAGUGGAGAGUGGAAAUUUUUGAACAAAGAGAUGAAUGAGUUUGAACUUGGGAAAAAAUCAUAUGUGUUGAAUUUGAUUGGAACUGCUGUUUCUUGGCAAGCUUUUACAGUUGGUUCAAUUGGGCUGAUUUUCAAGGUUUCUUCAUUGUUUUCCAAUGUGAUUAGUAUCCUUGGUGUGCCUAUGGCUCCUGUUUUCUCUGUGUUAUUUCUUCAUGAGAAAAUGAAUGGUGUGAAGGUGAUAUCAAUGGUGUUGGCUAUGUGGGGUUUCUUGUCAUAUAUGUAUCACCAUUACCUUGAUGAUUUGAAGAAAAAAUCCGAAAAGAAUGUUUCGAGUAAUGCCUCUGAGAUUUCUCUCACUGAAAGUUCGUAA
This is a messenger RNA of Nicotiana attenuata, 396 nucleotides long. RefSeq names its product probable purine permease 10. NCBI's taxonomy places the organism in Eukaryota, Viridiplantae, Streptophyta, Magnoliopsida, Solanales, Solanaceae. The record is from RefSeq and is a predicted model, not a curated record. The coding region runs from base 1 to 396 and encodes 131 amino acids. Gene Ontology annotation, cellular component: membrane. The transcript has a single exon. Gene Ontology annotation, molecular function: purine nucleoside transmembrane transporter activity.